AUGACAACAAUAGAAACCGCCCCUCGAUCGAGAGACAUGUUGCCAUCUAUAAGUCAUCUGGACCUCGAGAAUGUCCGAUCCGAGAGGAAUGAUCUCUCGAGGUAUUCCAUCGGCACCGGUCUGAGUAUAACCACAGCACCCUUGGCGAGUCCCACGGCAUCCAUGUACUCGGGCCCGCCUCAGCCCUACUCAUGUGCACCUUCAACAGCAGGCUCUGCUACUGGUGUGACUGGGUAUAUAUCUCCUCCCGAGUCCACCACUCGACGCUCGACCAGGGACGAGAAGGAGUCGCCUGACCUUCGCAAAUCCUUGCCUUCCAUCCAUGAAGCUUUGGGAGAGAAGUCCAUGCCCUUUCCAAGCUCGUCCCAGCAUCAAGCUCUGUCCACGCCUUCGGCAGCUGUUGGCCCAUCGUUCUCAGAUGGCCCCAAGGGUCCUGUUAAUCCCUUUUCUCAACCAGCACCUUCUGUGCCCGUCUUGCGAGAUGUGUUUUCAGCGCCUCAAAUGUCUGCAUCGACCCCGACAGAACCGCAGGCCGCGAAGCCGACGUUCCCUCCGCCAUCCGUGCCGGCAUCGGAUCCUCGUCAAUCAGUCUCCCAAGCCUUUGGCUAUCCAGGCUCUCCAACUUCCUCUCAACAGCCGUCAAAUUUUCGUUCGGCCUCGUUGGCGAACACCACAUUCACGAAUAACAAUGAGGCUGCCCCGGCCAGAUCUCCCCAAGCCUACGAGCCGCUUAGACAGCAACAAGCAGUCCCACAAUUCGGUGUUCCCACGACUUCGACAGCAGGUACUACCGCAAGUGAGACAUUUCACUUCUCCCAGUUCACCGCAGGUUCGAAACCUACACUUGAGGUACAGUACAACGAGGCCGUUAAGCGGCAUUUGGAGGUAUUCGACGCUGAGUUAGGGCUCAAUGAAAUUGCUGAUCACUGCCUUCGCACGCUGGACUUUUGCCGGACGUGGGUUCCACGGAUUCACCAGGGAAGCCGAUCGAGUUACGUGCCGGAAAUGUUGCCCUCAGUAGCGGAGGUGGACGAGGUUCUCCGUUUUACUCACCGCUCGUACGAGCUGUUUAGCUACGUGCGAGAAAUGGUGCUUGCUCAAGAGAAUGCCAAAUUGGAGCAGCAGGCCCGACUUGCACGUGGCGCUCAGGCGGAAGAAGAGUACCAGGGAACGUCUGACGAAUACAAAAGCGGGGGGUAUGCCGGAGGCGAUGCAAAGAAGCGACGUGGAAAAGCCGCCCCCCCAGGUCGAUGCCACAGCUGCAACCGUGCCGAGACGCCCGAAUGGCGAAGAGGCCCGGACGGGGCACGUACAUUGUGUAAUGCAUGUGGCCUUCACUAUGCCAAGUUAACUCGAAAGCUGGGUGUCAACAAGGCAGCAGCUAUGACUGGAGCGAACCUUCGCCCCAAAAAUGCCGAAUCCUCGAGACCGUAA
Fonsecaea erecta is the source of this 1434-nucleotide messenger RNA. RefSeq lists its product as hypothetical. Bases 1 to 1434 code for a protein of 477 amino acids. Gene Ontology annotation, biological process: regulation of DNA-templated transcription. The transcript is spliced from 4 exons. NCBI's taxonomy places the organism in Eukaryota, Fungi, Ascomycota, Eurotiomycetes, Chaetothyriales, Herpotrichiellaceae. Gene Ontology annotation, molecular function: zinc ion binding; sequence-specific DNA binding. The record is from RefSeq and is a predicted model, not a curated record.